ACCCUCACCCUCGUCCCCGGCCAGUGCGCCGGCCGACCAUGGGAAUAAACGGAACCUUCCGUUCGGCGACGCCCAACCCAAUAGGGCCGACGCCUCAGCGGCCGGCCUAUAAGAUCCCACCUCCUCGACGGUCAAGUAACUCCGUCGAUACUCGAUAGGAUCGUCAUAGCUGGAGCCUGGAGAGACGAUGCUCAAUGGCGCCCUCUUCUUGCUCGUCUGCGCGGCCGCACGAGCUGCUGCUUCGGGCGGAGACGGCCCGCUGCUGAACGGGAACUUCGAGUACGCGCCCAACAGGUCCCAGAUGAACGGCUCGAGGGUGAUGGCGGCGAACGCGAUCCCGUACUGGAAGGUCACCGGCUUCGUGGAGUACAUCGAGUCCGGCGCGAGGCAGGGCGACAUGGUCCUGACGGUGCCGGAAGGCCGGCACGCCGUGCAGCUGGGCACCGACUCCUCCAUCCGGCAGCAGCUCAGCGUGACGCGCGGCAAGUACUACUCCAUCACCUUCAGCGCCGCGCGCACCUGCGCCCAGUCCGAGAGGCUUAAGGUGUCGGUCGUCCCCGGCGACGACGUCGUGGCCGACGAGCUCCCCGUCCAGACGGUGUACACCAGCAGCGGCUGGGACUCCUACUCCUGGGCCUUCAAGGCCAAGCAGGGCGUCGUGUCGUUCAUCAUCCACCACGGGGACGACCAUGCGGAGGACCCCGCGUGCGGUCCCGUCAUCGACUGCGUCGCCAUUAGAGCGCUCAAUCCUCCUCGAGCCACCCGCAACAACAUGCUGAUAAAUGGGGACUUCGAGGAGGGGCCAUACAUCACCCCGGGCUCGCCGUGGGGGGUCCUGGUGCCGCCCAUGGACGAAGACGACACCUCGCCGCUGCCGGGCUGGAUGGUCAUGUCCUACUCCAAGGUGGUCAAGUACAUCGACUCGGCGCACUUCCGGGUGCCGCACGGCACCCGCGCCGUGGAGCUGGUGGCCGGCGUGGAGGUCGCGCUGGUCCAGGAGGUGGCCACCGUCCCCGGCAGCUCGUGCAGGCUGCGGUUCUCGGUGGGCGACGCGGCCAACGGGUGCGUGGCGUCGCCCAUGCGCGUGCAGGUGGCCACGGCGCGCGGGAGCAAGAGCGUGCCGUACAACUCGAAGGGCACGGGCGGGUACACGCGCGACGCGCUCGACUUCACGGCGGACGGCAACACCACGCGGGUGGUGUUCUACAGCUCGGGCUACCACACCACGUCCGACGGCAGCGGCACGCUCUGCGGGCCCGUCAUCGACGACGUCUCGCUCGUCUGCAUUUCACGCCCGCAUGCUCGCCGGUUGCUCCGCUGAUGCGUUGCACGUGCUGCUAGAGUGUGAUUUUUUCGGGAGAGCGGCUGCUGGGAAGUGGAAAAUCACUCCUGUUCCUUCUUUUCGUAAGAAAUAGUCGACCCUCCAUGCGUUGUUUCGUAACAACAAACUACUCCAUACUCAUGGAGCAUACAGAAAACAGAUCAAAUCAUCAGUUUAAUUCACGAGCAUGAACGUAACAAGCGGCUUCUAGGACGAAUGUCUUUUAUGCAAAACAAUAUGUGGUUGGAUGGCUAGGUGGACAGUCGUAUCUCAACCCAUCAGGUUUCAAGUCAUGGUGCUCACGGGUUCAAGACCUGCCGGGCGGUCGGUCGUCAGUCCUCGGCUUUGCAGCUACGUCGCUGGGUAGUCGGUCGGCGGUGGCGGCGGUGUGAGGUCUCUUGGACAGUGACCCCAAUUCCAUGGAGGUGUGGAGAUGGGCUACGCGUGGAUGCAAAUCUUGCACAACUUCUGCCUGGCCGGCGAUGAUGGCACCCUUGAUGUCAUUCUCCUCCUUGGAGGCAUCGCUUAGCGUGUUCACCUUUCCUCUCGCUCUCUUGGAGUUGGUGGAUGUCUCAAGGCAAAAGCCUUGAUUCGGCUCUUCGAUCGGCACAAUGGCGCCGUCCUCGACGUCGCUCCUCUGUUGGGAGCAUUGUGCUUGAGACGCGUUGGCUCCUCGUUGCUCUCCUCCGGUGUUCGCCACUGUCCUCUUUUGAUCCGUCGUGGUGCUAUGUACCCCGUCGUCGGUGUUUCCAAGAUGGUGGCUUUUCGGAGCGGAUCGUGCUUGCCAUCCAUCUGUCACUUUCUCUUAGGCGCUUAAGGUGGAUGGUGCGUCGACAAGUGAAGUUCUGCAGCAGUUGGUGGUCUCGGAGAUGCCCGACGUCGGCCGAGACGCGGUUUGGUGUAUCUUUUUUGGAUAGGCUCUUUGGUGUUGUAGCUCGCUUUGCCUGGUGUUUGUCCUUGGUCCAGCCGUGUGUGUUGUUCGUGCUACACUCGCUGUUUGCAUCAAGUGGUAGCUUUCUUGUAACUUAUAUUCUGCCUUCUAAGCUAUGGUAUGCCUAGGUGUACUCUCGAAAAAAAGUCCUGAUGCUCACAUUUAUUUCUGGAUUUUCAGAGAUGCACGUUCAGGAAGGAGACAUCCCCGUCGACUACGAGGCGCUUUUGGUGACUUGAUCAAUCUUAAGAUGAUAUGUCGCCUCCGUCUUUUGGAAGUCCACAUAGAGGUAGGGUGUGCGUGUGUGUGUUUAUAGGAUGAGUAUGCGCGUAUAUAUGAGCGCAUG
This is a messenger RNA of Triticum dicoccoides, 2598 nucleotides long. RefSeq lists its product as uncharacterized. NCBI's taxonomy places the organism in Eukaryota, Viridiplantae, Streptophyta, Magnoliopsida, Poales, Poaceae. The record is from RefSeq and is a predicted model, not a curated record. The transcript has 3 exons. Bases 188 to 1321 code for a protein of 377 amino acids.